This is a messenger RNA of Lathyrus sativus (Indian pea), 738 nucleotides long. NCBI's taxonomy places the organism in Eukaryota, Viridiplantae, Streptophyta, Magnoliopsida, Fabales, Fabaceae. The record is from the annotation of a GenBank genome assembly.
AUGAGUAGUGUAAUAGAUGAGUUAUGGAAAAGGUUUAAGUCACUUGAUGUUAUUGGGAAAGGGGCAUUAAAAAGUAGAAUUUUUGAACUUGCCUUCCCUACAAUGACUUCUAUGUGUCCACCAGCUGAGAAAGUAAAAACUAAAGAGGGAGUCAAGAAGAAAGACAAAAAACCAGUAGGAUCAGAUGUUUAUAUAGACCAUUCGUAUCACGAUGUUGUAUCAGAUGGUAAUUGUGGAUUUAGAGUCAUUGCUUCAUUGCAUGGAUAUGGUGAAGAUGGUUGGCCAAUGGUUCGUCGAGACUUGGGGUUGGAAAUAAUACAUAAUGAAAGAUCAAGUUUGUAUGCCAAUUUAUUUACUGAUCAGUUAGCAGUGGUGAGAGAAUCUUUGAUGAUAGAGGAAUUUGAUCCUCAACCACCACAUAAAUGGUUAACUCUACCAGAUAUGGGUUACAUGAUAGUGAAUCGUUAUAAUGUUGUACUUGUCUGUUUAGGAAUUGAAUGCUGGACUUUCUUCCCUAUGGUAACUUCAUUUUCACCGAAUGUAGCAAUUUACUGCAUUGGUUUUGUAAACAAAAAUAAUUGGGUAAACAUGAAAGAAGAGUUUCCAUUGCCACCAGUGAUAGUAGAUUGGAAGAAGUUUCGUUCUCCAGCAGCAACAUCUUGGAUGCUAGGACUUGCAGAACGUCUACAACAUUGUCAACAACUUACGCCUAUAUUACCAACACAUUAUAAACUAUAA